This is a messenger RNA of Odobenus rosmarus divergens (Pacific walrus), 1378 nucleotides long. NCBI's taxonomy places the organism in Eukaryota, Metazoa, Chordata, Mammalia, Carnivora, Odobenidae. The record is from the annotation of a RefSeq genome assembly.
AUGCUAAAAAUCAUCAUUCCCACUAUUAUACUAAUACCCCUUACAUGAAUAUCAAAACCCAACAUGAUCUGAAUUAACACAACGGCCUAUAGUCUACUAAUUAACCUUAUUACUCUUUCAUUUCUCAAUCAAUCUAACGAUAAUAACUUAAACCUAUCCCUAUUAUUCUCCACAGACUCUCUCUCGACCCCUCUCCUAGCACUCACAACAUGACUCCUACCCUUGAUACUUAUAGCCAGCCAGCAUCACCUAUCAAAAGAACCACUAACUCGAAAAAAACUAUACAUUACAAUAUUAAUCUCCUUGCAACUACUCUUAAUCAUGACCUUCACCGCUACAGAACUAAUUAUAUUCUACAUCCUAUUUGAGGCAACUCUAGUGCCUACACUAAUUAUCAUUACCCGAUGAGGAAACCAAACAGAACGUUUAAACGCAGGACUAUAUUUUCUGUUUUAUACACUAACAGGAUCACUACCUCUUCUAAUCGCACUAUUGCACAUACAAAACAAUAUAGGCACGUUAAACCUCUUGGUCACCCAAUAUAUGACUCAAACUCUACUAGACUCCUGAUCUAAUAUUUUUCUAUGACUAGCGUGCAUGACAGCAUUUAUAGUAAAAAUACCCCUAUAUGGUCUUCACCUAUGACUGCCUAAAGCACACGUAGAAGCUCCCAUCGCCGGAUCCAUAGUUCUUGCUGCCGUACUCCUAAAACUAGGCGGUUAUGGCAUAAUACGGAUUACAACACUACUCAAUCCCCUAACAAAUUUUAUAGCCUACCCAUUCAUAAUAUUAUCGCUAUGAGGCAUAAUUAUAACAAGCUCUAUCUGCCUACGUCAAACAGACCUAAAGUCAUUAAUCGCAUAUUCUUCUGUCAGCCACAUAGCCCUAGUAAUUGUAGCUAUUCUCAUCCAGACACCAUGAAGCUAUAUAGGAGCGACCGCUCUAAUAAUCGCCCACGGUCUCACGUCAUCCAUACUAUUCUGCCUGGCUAACUCUAACUAUGAGCGCACUCACAGCCGAAUCAUAAUUCUAACACGAGGCCUACAAACCCUACUACCACUAAUAGCCAUGUGAUGACUACUAGCAAGCCUCACCAACCUGGCACUACCGCCCACCAUUAACCUAAUUGGAGAGUUACUAGUAGUAAUUACUUCAUUCUCAUGAUCUAACAUUACCAUCACCCUAAUAGGAGCCAACAUCAUCAUCACCGCCUUAUACUCUCUCUAUAUACUCACUAUAACACAACGCGGAAAAUACACUCACCACAUUAAAAAUAUCAAACCCUCUUUUACACGAGAAAAUGCCUUAAUAGCACUCCACCUGCUUCCUCUACUGCUACUAUCACUCAAUCCUAAAGUAAUUCUAGGGCCCCUAUGCU